Molecule: messenger RNA, 1146 nt
Organism: Neohortaea acidophila
Lineage: Eukaryota; Fungi; Ascomycota; Dothideomycetes; Mycosphaerellales; Teratosphaeriaceae
Product: WD40-repeat-containing domain protein
Exons: 1
Coding region: 1-1146 (381 amino acids)
Biological process (GO): positive regulation of TORC1 signaling; cellular response to amino acid starvation
Cellular component (GO): Seh1-associated complex; nuclear pore outer ring
Molecular function (GO): protein binding; structural molecule activity
Source: RefSeq, a predicted model, not a curated record
AUGGCUCUGCCUGGGUUUCACAGGCUGUCCCACGGCCACCAGGAUCUCAUUCUCGCAUUCGACUACAACCUCUACGGCAAUCGAGUCGUGACAGCUUCAUCCGACCAUCGACUUAGAGUCUGGACUCGCAAUGAUGAAUCUGGCGCGUGGACCGUAACGGAUACCUGGACAGCGCAUGAUGCAGAGGUCAUCGAUGUAAAGUGGAACGGCCCGUUCGUCGGCGAGCAUCUCGGUACCAUUGGCGAAGAUGGCUUCGUGCGUGUCUGGCAGGAAGAUGUGAAUGAAGCAAUCGGCUCCGGCCGACGAUUCAAAAAGAUCUUCGAGCGGCCGUCAGAUACCGGUGUGCCGUAUAUGAGCCUGGAUUUCAAGAACAUCGGCACUGAAACGUUCUUGGCGCUCGCCACUCGUGAUGGCUAUCUCACCAUCCUUGAACCGGAGGACUACGACGAUUUGUCGGUGUGGCGCAUCUUCUGGGCUGAACAGUUAUGCAAGACGCCACCUCGGACUGAGGAGACGGCUUUCAGACUGAGCUGGCACAAGGAGCGACUCCCAGCUUGGCCUGCCGUGCUCGCUGGAUUGGACCGAAAAUCUCUCAGUCUAGCAGUCGCCAUUGGCGACGAGGUGAGAGUCUUCCGCACUGACAGGGAGCGCCGGUUGUACACUGCUGCCACACUCGAAGGUGCUACGGGCCUCGUCCGGGAUGUCGCUUGGGCGGAUGGCAGUAUGCGAGGAUUCGACCUUAUCGCCACAGCCAGUAAAGAUGGUUACAUCCGCGUGUACGAGUUGCACACUCCGGGCGCUAGUUCUUUAUCUACGUCCAUCCAAUCUCAGAUCAGCAACGGAGACUCCAGCCAAGUCAAUGGCCAUUCCACCCGACCAGUCAGGUCUGGCAUAGGCGCAGGACUGGCCAACAGCAAUCGAGGACGAAGAGAUGACAACUUGGUAGCAGCCGGGACAGUCAAGCAGGAAUCGAAGCUAAUUGCUACCCUGGAAGCGCAUGAAGGGGUCCCAUGGCGAGUCGGGUGGUCACAAGUCACCGAUAUCGUCUUCACCUCUGGAGACAACGGUACCGUGCAACUGUGGAAAAGAGCCGUGGACGGCAAAUGGCUGGAUGCUGCGGAAAUUGAUGCAACCAAGGAUUCCUGA